GAUUUCUAGAAUUUAGGAAAUCUCACGUUUACCACUUAUCUGUGGUGUUGAAAUGCAAGGGUAGCCUUGGUUUUUCACUACAUCUUCAAAAUUCCAGGGCCAGCUAGCACUUCUUUUCUCUAUAGAAGUUUAAAACUUAACCACUCUACUUUUUUCUUUUAAAGAUUUUACACAAAGAAAGAUACAUUGAGAGAGAUUGGCCAUGAGGAGAUCGAAUGCAAGCGACUAUUUUGAGUUUGAUACAGAAGGGGGCAAUGCUGAGUCGUUUCAUAGACCGUCAAACGCAGAGGUGGUUCUGCAAGAUGAGGAAGAUCUUAUGUGGGAAGCAAUCUCUCGAUUGCCAUCAAUGAAACAAGGGCGUUUCGCAAUUUUGAAAAGGACUUCGUCGGAGAUUGAACAUGAUACAGAAGGAGAAAGAGAAAGUGGAACUGCGGAGACGAUUGAUGUGACGAGGCUUGAUCGAUCUAGAAGAGAACUAGUUGUAAAGAAAGCGUUGGCUACCGAUGAUCAAGAUAAUUAUAAGCUUCUCUCUGCCAUUAAAGAUCGCCUUGAUAGAGUUGGAUUGGAGGUGCCAAAGGUUGAAGUAAGGUUCCAGAACUUAAACAUCGAAGCCAACGCUCAAAUUGGGUCAAGAGCUUUACCUAAUUUACUCAACGUUGCUCGCGACUUCUUCGAGCGUAUCCUAAUAGGAUUGAGGAUUUUGCGUCCUAAUAAAUGUCGGUUACACAUAUUGAAAGACAUCAGUGGUAUUGUUAAGCCAGGAAGGAUGACGUUGCUUUUAGGACCACCAGGAUCGGGCAAAUCCACCUUGCUUUUAGCUCUUGCUGGGAAACUUGACUACAAAUCUUUGAAGGUCAGUGGUGAUAUUACAUACAAUGGCACAAACCUCAAUGAGUUCUAUGUAAGAAGGACUUCAGCAUACAUUAGCCAAACAGAUAAUCACUUACCAGAGCUAACUGUUCGAGAAACAUUUGAUUUCGCUGCUAGGUGUCAAGGUGCAAGCGAGGGCAUGGCAGGGUGUAUGAAGGAAUUAACCAAAUUAGAAACAGAAAAUAAUAUACGCCCAACUCCGGAGAUUGAUGCUUUCAUGAAGGCAUCAUCUGUCGGGGGUAAAAAGCAUAGCAUUUCAACAGAUUAUAUCUUAAAAGUGCUUGGCCUUGACGUAUGUUCAGAAACAGUCGUCGGAAGUGACAUGCAAAGAGGUGUCUCCGGUGGACAAAGAAAAAGAGUUACUACAGGAGAAAUGAUUGUUGGGCCAAGAAAAACUCUUUUUAUGGAUGAAAUAUCCACUGGACUUGAUAGUUCUACAACAUUCCAAAUUGUAAAAUGCGUGAAAAAUUUUGUUCAUCUAAUGGAAGGAACUGUACUCAUGGGUCUACUACAACCUGCACCGGAGACAUAUGAGCUAUUUGACAAUAUAAUGUUCAUAUCUGAGGGAUAUAUGGUGUAUCAAGGCCCUCGAGAAGAUGUUUUGGAAUUCUUUGAGUCAUUAGGAUUCAAAUUGCCACCGCGUAAGGGUGUUGCAGAUUUUCUUCAAGAGGUGACCUCUAAAAAAGAUCAAGCUCAAUACUGGGUUGAUCCAUCGAAGCCAUAUGAGUUCAUUCCUGUUUCAAAAAUGGCGGAUGCAUUUAAAAAUUCUAGAUUUGGAAGGUCUCUAGAGUCAACACUUAAUGUUCCAUAUGAUAAAUCUCGGAUCCAUCCUUCAGCUUUGUCCAAAACAAAAUAUGCUGCACCAAAAUGGGAACUUUUAAAAUCGUGCUUUGCACGAGAAAAACUACUGAUCACUAGGCAUCGUUUCCUUUACAUCUUCAGGACAUGCCAGGUGGCAUUUGUGGCAUUUGUGACGAGCACACUAUUUUUCCGAACAAGACUACAUCCUAGAGAUGAGAAUGAUGGCAACCUCUACCUCUCAUGCCUUUACUUCGGGGUGGUGCAUUUGAUGUUUAAUGGAUUUACUGAGCUACCCCUUAUGAUAUUUCGACUCCCAGUAUUUUACAAACAACGAGAUAAUCUAUUUCAUCCUCCAUGGGUAUGGUCUAUCGUCAGUUGGAUUAUACGUGUACCUUACUCUGUUUUUGAGGCUGUAGUAUGGUCUUGUGUUUCGUACUUCACUGUUGGUUUUGCCCCUUCUGCUGGGAGAUUUUUCCGCUUCCUGUUAUUAAAAUUUGUAGUACACCAAAUGUCAAUUGGUCUAUUUCGAACCUUGGCUGCUCUUGCUCGAGAUAUAGUCGUCGCCAAUACCUUCGGCUCAGCUGCACUUUUAAUUGUAAUGUUAAUGGGUGGAUUUCUUAUGCCUAAAGACCAGAUUAAGCCAUGGUGGGUUUGGGCUACAUGGCUAUCACCGUUACAGUAUGCGCAAAGAGCAAUAUCUGUUAAUGAAUUCACAGCCACGAGGUGGAAAAAGAUAUCUGCUACUGGAAACAAUACAGUUGGAUACAAUGUGCUUCAUUCACAUGCUCUACCUUCUGCUGGAUAUUGGUAUUGGCUUGGAGUUGGUGUGUUAAUAGGUUAUGCCCUGCUUUUCAACAUCAUUGUGACUCUGGCCCUAGCCUACCUGAAUCCUUUAGGUAAAGCUCCGGCAAUUGUACCUGAUGACACGGAAAAUAGUGGUGCUGAAAACGUAGAGUUGGAAUCGGCUUCUCCAUCUGCUCAGGGCAGUAGUAAGAAGGGAAUGAUUCUUCCAUUUGAACCAUUAGCAAUGACUUUUCAUAAUCUCAAUUACUUUGUGGAUAUGCCUGCGGAAAUGAGUGCACAAGGCAUACCUGAAACGAGAUUGCAGCUCCUCUCAAAUGUUAGUGGAGUAUUCACUCCAGGUGUUCUUACGGCCUUAGUCGGGUCCAGCGGAGCGGGAAAGACUACAUUGAUGGACGUGCUUUCCGGGAGGAAAACCGGUGGAUACAUUGAAGGGGAUAUUAAGAUAUCAGGAUACCCAAAGGUACAGGAAACAUUUGCCAGAAUUUCAGGAUAUGUUGAGCAAAAUGAUAUACAUUCUCCUCAAGUCACAGUUGAGGAGUCUCUCUGGUUUUCCUCCAGUCUUCGUCUUCCCAAAGAAAUUAGCAAAGACCAGAAAAUUGAGUUUGUUGAAGAAGUGAUGCGUUUGGUAGAGCUUGAUACACUAAGGAAUGCUAUAGUUGGUUUACCAGGUAGCAGUGGCUUAUCAACAGAGCAAAGAAAACGUUUAACUAUUGCGGUGGAGCUUGUUGCAAAUCCUUCCAUUAUAUUCAUGGAUGAGCCUACAUCUGGACUUGAUGCACGGGCUGCAGCAAUUGUGAUGAGAACUGUUCGUAAUACUGUUGACACUGGAAGAACUGUGGUGUGCACUAUUCAUCAACCCAGUAUUGACAUUUUUGAAGCAUUCGACGAGCUGCUGCUUUUGAAACGAGGAGGUCGGGUUAUAUAUGGAGGGAAACUUGGAGUGCGCUCGCAGAUUUUGAUAGACUAUUUCCAGAGCAUUGAUGGCAUUCCCUCUAUUCCUGAUGGAUACAACCCGGCAACCUGGAUGCUUGAGGUUACAAAUCCUGCAGUAGAGCAGAGAACUGAUAGAGACUUUGCAGAUAUAUACCAAAAUUCUGAACAAUAUAGGGAAGUGGAAGGUUCCAUUACACGUUUGAGUGUUCCACCACCUGAUUCACAACCUUUAAAGUUUUCUUCCAUCUAUUCACAAGACCAACUGUCUCAGUUUCUGAUUUGCCUCAAGAAGCAAAGUCUUGUGUACUGGAGAAGUCCACGUUAUAACUUGGUGAGACUGGUUUUCACAAUGGUGUGCGCACUAAUAUAUGGCUCCGUCUUUUGGGAUGUUGGUAACCAAAGGCAUACAACUAAAGGUUUGUUUAUGGUUAUGGGUGCCCUUUAUUCCUCAUGCAUAUUUCUUGGUGUCAAUAAUGCUUCCUCAGUACAGCCAAUUGUAUCCAUCGAAAGAACAGUAUUCUAUAGAGAGAGAGCAGCAGGAUUUUAUGCUCCAAUUUCUUAUGCUGCAGCCCAGGGUCUUGUGGAGCUCCCAUACAUUCUUGUUCAAACAAUUUUGUUUGGAGUCAUCACAUAUUUCAUGAUUAAUUUUGAAAGAACAGCCAGAAAAUUUUUUCUUUAUCUUCUCUUCAUGUUUCUUACCUUCACAUAUUUCACCUUUUAUGGUUUGAUGGCUGUUGGUCUCACACCUUCUCAGCAUACGGCAUCAGUCCUCUCUUCUGCCUUUUACUCUUUAUGGAAUCUCCACUCUGGUUUUCUUGUCCCAAAGCCAAGAAUUCCAGGAUGGUGGAUCUGGUUCUAUUACAUUUGUCCUGUUGCAUGGAGCUUAAAGGGUAUUGUCAGCUCUCAGCUUGGCGAUGUCGAAACCAUGAUUGUUGAACCAACAUUUAAAGGCACUGUGAAAGAGUAUGUAUCAACAUCCUUCGGUAUUGAUGUUGGGAUGAUGGGGACUACAGUGGCAGUGUUACUCGGCUUUUGCAUCUUAUUUUUCAGCGUCUUCGCUUUAUCAAUAAAAUUUCUCAACUUCCAAAAAAGAUGAGCAAUGAAUUACGGAGCUAUGGUCUACAGUUUAAGUGGGACAAAGCCAAAUAGAUGCAUCAAAAGCAAGUAUCAUUCCCAACAUUCCUUAAUGACAUCUAUUUAAAGGGGCAUUAACCUACCAACUCACCCAACCACUCGGUACAACAUUGGGGAAAAAGAGAAGACACUUAACCCAAUACACUUUAGCUUCUUCUUAAUGUUGCCAUCGCCACAGGAGUUAGUUGAGUCUGUGAAUCUUGUAAACUUACUGCCAUCUUGAUUAUCCAAUCUUAUAUUUAUCAUUUUUUAUAUAUAAAAGCAAGAUGCUCAAGUUUUUCAUUA
Messenger RNA from Gossypium raimondii (Peruvian cotton), 4827 nucleotides. Its product is annotated as ABC transporter G family member 31. Bases 203 to 4504 code for a protein of 1433 amino acids. The transcript is spliced from 24 exons. NCBI's taxonomy places the organism in Eukaryota, Viridiplantae, Streptophyta, Magnoliopsida, Malvales, Malvaceae. Gene Ontology annotation, cellular component: membrane. The record is from RefSeq and is a predicted model, not a curated record. Gene Ontology annotation, molecular function: ATP binding; ATP hydrolysis activity; ABC-type transporter activity.